Aplysia californica (California sea hare) is the source of this 1193-nucleotide messenger RNA. Its product is annotated as zinc finger CCHC-type and RNA-binding motif-containing protein 1. The coding region runs from base 211 to 849 and encodes 212 amino acids. Gene Ontology annotation, cellular component: U12-type spliceosomal complex. Gene Ontology annotation, molecular function: RNA binding; zinc ion binding. The record is from RefSeq and is a predicted model, not a curated record. NCBI's taxonomy places the organism in Eukaryota, Metazoa, Mollusca, Gastropoda, Aplysiida, Aplysiidae. Gene Ontology annotation, biological process: mRNA splicing, via spliceosome. The transcript is spliced from 6 exons.
CAUAGCAGUAACACAGUCGGCAGUAUUCACUCAUUGCGCAUUCAUUCAGCUUUCAGCAUGCAAUGCAUGCAGCUCAACAGUUUUUUGCACGGGACGCUGGUGGACACUUGUUUCUAAUAACAACACAAAAUAAAAUACGUAGGCUACUGUGGCGCGUGUACACAUGGUACACCGCUCUUUUGAGUUAAUUUUAACAUUUUUGUCGCCAUCAUGAGUGGAAAGCUAGCUCCAAGCAAAAGCACUGUUUAUGUUUCCAAUUUGCCGUUUUCAUUGACGAAUAAUGAUCUUCACAAAAUAUUUGAAAAGUAUGGGAAAGUUGUGAAGAUAACGAUUUUAAGAGACAAGCAUACAAGAGAGAGCAAAGGAGUGGCAUUUGUUCUCUUCUUGGACAGAGAUGGAGCACACACAGCUGUCAGAGCUCUUAAUAAAACAAAGAUGUUUGAGAGGACCAUCUCAUGUAGCAUAGCCAAAGACAAUGGACGGGCUCCUGAAUUCAUUCGCCGUAGAGAAUAUCUUGACAAAUCUAGAUGUUAUGAGUGUGGAGAGGAGGGCCACUUAAGUUACAAAUGUCCAAAAAACUUGCUAGGGGAAAGAGAACCUCCCCCCAAAAAGAAGAAAAAGAGAAAACAUCAGGAUGAUGAGCAGGACGCGAACAGUGAGGAAAGCUCUGAAAAUGAAGAACCAAGCUCAAGUACUGCUGGCAUAGAUGAGUCCUUGGCAGCUGCAAUACAGUAUCAGCAAGCCAUGAUGGCACGUGACAUAUCAGCGGAGGAGGACGAAUCUGCUUCCAAAAGGAAAAAGUACAAGAAAGAUGCAUAUUUCAGUGAUGAAGAAGAACUGGAUGAUUGAGGUGGGGUCAGCAGCAUGAAUGACUUGAUGCACAGGGACAUGGUUCCGUGGGACUGCAUUGAGAUUGUGGUGACAGCUCGGUCAAUAAUUUAAUGAUGCAUUCCUGUUAAAGAGCUCUGUGAAAGCCUACAGACUUCUGACUUGUGGGUAUUUGAGUCUUGAUACUCUUCUAUAAAACAGCUCCGGAUUUGACAUGAGAGGCAUCGUCUGCGGUAUGUCUCUCAGAGACUACACAAAUGCACUGGACAAAUGGCACAUGAUUGAACUUUGAGCAAAGUUAAUUGCUCACCUUUAAGAGUUUUGACUUUGGACUGCUUAAUUAUGCUGUCCCUGUCGUUUUAUGC